Molecule: messenger RNA, 228 nt
Organism: Guillardia theta CCMP2712
Lineage: Eukaryota; Cryptophyceae; Pyrenomonadales; Geminigeraceae
Exons: 3
Coding region: 1-228 (75 amino acids)
Source: RefSeq, a predicted model, not a curated record
AUGGAGAUCUACUGCUUGCGCAUGUACAUCAAGAACAUGGUGUGGAAGCACGACUACGAGAAUACGGUUCAGAACAUUCGAACACCUGAGCGCGCAUGCGGAAUGCAAGGGCUGGCUGGAGGUGGAGGAGAAACAUGGGAUCUGGGACUUCCUCAACCGCUGCCUCAACAUCGAUCCCCGCACGAGGAUGACAGCACAGGAGGCUCUGAGGCAUCCCUUCCUCGCUAG